AUGAAUCUCACUUGCAAUAUUCAUACUCAGUUGCGAAAUGGACUGCACAGUUUCUGUUCGCCUUUCUUCAUCAGUUGCAAUCUUGCUGGAUUUCCUCAUUGUCUGUGCACUCGUCAUCUUUACUCUCACUUGCAACUGUCUCUGUCGCUUUUUGACGAAUCCCAAGAAGGCGAGUUGGAGCUUCUCAAAUGUAGUGUUUUUCAUGGUCGCCUUUCUAUGGUCGUCUUGAGGGCUGCUUCGACUAUUCUUUCCGCAAAAGUUUGGCUGGAUGCCCAGUGGAGAGAACCGGCACGACUCUUUAUAAACGAACAAGCUGUGAACUCCAGUCUCAAACAAACUCCAAUCUGCAACACAAGAACAUCCGGCCUUAGCUGUUAG
Messenger RNA from Cylicocyclus nassatus, 378 nucleotides. The record is from the annotation of a GenBank genome assembly. Lineage: Eukaryota; Metazoa; Nematoda; Chromadorea; Rhabditida; Strongylidae.